AUGCGUGCCAAGCAGCCGUCACCCCUCCAGCAGGCGUUUUAUGAGGUUUUCUGCUCCCAGGCCCCCUGGCUGUGCUCCAGCACGUUCGACUGCCUGAAUUCCACGGGUAUGCUGCCAACGAAAGAGGUGCUGGAGAAGCAGAUUACAACAUCCGGCCAGCCGAAUUUGCUGUCUUGGUGUUACUUUCAGACCAGUUGGGACACGGUUGUGAAGAGUUGUCUGGUCGACCACGAUCUCCUGCGCAGUGCUCGCCAGAUCUUUCAUCAGGCAGUGCAGAAGCAUCCUCAAGAAGAAGCAGAUGCGAGUUUUUGCUUCAUGAACGGCCUUUGCCAAGACCCCGACCUCAGUGCAAAUUCAACCCUCGCGGAGGCAACGAAUGUCUGUGACCGACGGUAUCCUGAACCUCAGGGCUGGAAGUCGAUCGGUUUUGAUGAUCCGGCUUUGAAGGAACCAACGGGCAGCAUGAAACUAGCUGAGGCGAAGGCGAAAGUGGCCUGUGCACAAGGCGGCUACCACUGCCAGGCUGUAUACUGUCAGGAGACAUACUGCAAGAUGGACGAGUACAAGCAGAAGUUUGCCCACUACAGUCAGGAGACAGUGUAG
This is a messenger RNA of Symbiodinium natans, 603 nucleotides long. The record is from the annotation of a GenBank genome assembly. Lineage: Eukaryota; Dinophyceae; Suessiales; Symbiodiniaceae.